Drosophila novamexicana is the source of this 2726-nucleotide messenger RNA. RefSeq lists its product as uncharacterized. Gene Ontology annotation, cellular component: cell-cell junction. The transcript has 11 exons. Gene Ontology annotation, biological process: cell-cell adhesion. The record is from RefSeq and is a predicted model, not a curated record. Gene Ontology annotation, molecular function: cell adhesion molecule binding. NCBI's taxonomy places the organism in Eukaryota, Metazoa, Arthropoda, Insecta, Diptera, Drosophilidae. The coding region runs from base 5 to 2509 and encodes 834 amino acids.
AGUCAUGAGACCGACAUUCGAUCGACGCCUCUGGAUAUUAUUGUUCAUUAUUUUAGUACAAUGCACCACCUACACAGAGCAACAAAAUAUCAAUGCAAAGUCACAAUUGAAGACGACGCCCGCCGAGCACGCAGCAAGCAAAUGGCGCAGCAUAUCAGAGCAGACGCCGCCGGCGGCAGCACCGUCGGCGCAGAGUUUAGUCGAACUCGAAGCGAAUACACAGACAUUGCCGCAGCUGGCAGUUGACCACCGGCAGGUGGGCAUUCACAAUAGUAAACCCUCCAAAUGUGCCAAGAACUGUGCCAAGGCCAAGGCAAAGGUGGCCAAAUGGAAGGCGCAGCUGAGGAGCCACCAUGUGCAUCAGGCGCAUCGCGCAGCGACACACAAGGAGGCUGCGCGACGACUGCGUCGGGAGACAGAGGAAGAGGACCUAGAACUGCCUACGGCAAUGUCCAGUGCCACCACGGUGGCCACCAGUGCCGCAGUCACGAGCUAUGCAAAUAAAACGCUCGCUGGACUGUUGACCACCAUGAAGGCGAAACGCGCACGCUCUACGGUGCAUCUGGCGCCGGAGGAUAUGAAGCCUAAGCCCAAGGAGCCCGUCAUUAUUAUCGAUGAUGUGGAGGAGUUUGAUAGCGGCACCGCCACACGAGAUCUCUUCGCUAAGAGUCGCGAUGUGGCGGAUCUAAUGGAUGAUGAUGGACCGCUUGAGGGUCCGCGGGCGCUGCCUCUGCGCCCAGUGCUGCCCAAUCCCUACGAGGACGAGGAAAUGUCUGUGGUCUAUGCGGAACAGCACUCAGAGAUCAGGCUGAUGUGCGAGGUGGACCUGGACAUAUCCUCCAGCAUGUGGUACAAAAAUGGCCAGGAGGUGCAUGCCAUGGACCGGACGACGCGCGUUACCGACUAUCGCUUUAUCAAGGAGGCUAAUGGUGCGCUAACCAUCACCAAUGUCAUGCUCGAGGAUGAUGGCAAAUGGCAGUGCGAGGCGGAGAAUACCCGACGCUAUACCGAAAAUGCUCGACCCGUCAAGCUGGUCGUCCUGGAUCGUCCCAAGCCGCCUUAUUUGCUUAUUGAUUCGCGUCGCCUGGAUGCUGGCAACAUUUUUGUGCCCGUCAAAGAAAACUCGGAGCUAAACUUGGCCUGCGUCAGCGAGGGUGGCAAUCCUCGGCCCACGCUUACCUGGGAGGUGCUGCUCAGCCCAGGCGUAGAUCGCCAUGCCCAGAAGGUAUCCGCCGAGGUGCUAGAGCUGGAGGAAAUCAAAAACGAGAAGGAUAAGAACGGCUACAAAAUCAACAGCGGUGCAAAGAGCGAAGCCCGUCUGCCCGCCGUCUACAGGGCGCAUCAUAAUGCGAGGAUUUUAUGUGUCAUGGAACAUCCCACGCUGAAGAUAAGACAGAAUGCCUCCCUACUCCUCGAUGUGCAGUAUACGCCCUCAUUUGCCAUCUCGCGCACACCUGGCUUUGGUUAUCCGCUGCGCGAGGGCAUCGAAGUUAGCCUCAAGUGCGAUGUCGACUCGAAUCCUCCGAGCACGCCGCGCUGGCAGAAGGACGACGGUGACACGCCGGUGCCGCAAACGGGCGACGGCUUCCUCAACUUUACAUCCAUUAGACGGGAGCAUUCCGGCUGGUAUAAGUGCACAUCACGGCAUCUCAACUUUCAAUACUCCUCGAUUGGCUAUUACCUCAGCGUGCGCUAUGAUUCGGUGGAUGUCACUUCGGAACCGGAUGAUCAGGAUGUCUCCGUGGCGGCUGCCUCUCAUAAUCCCAACAAGGGGCAACUUGAGGUGCAGCUUGGCGGCGCCGUCACACUGCAGUGUCCACAAGGCUCCCUGGGCUGUUGGUCACACUUGGAUCCAGUUUCAGCACGUCUGCGCGGCCUAGGCUACGGCAGCUCGUUGCCGACGGGUCAAUUCUCACUCAAGGAUGUCAUGUACCAGGAUGCAGGCACCUACAAGUGCGUGGGCCAACCUCUGGCCAACAAGAAGAAGCUCGAAGUGCUUCAAAGUGUCAUCGUUUCCGUCAAGGGUGCGCCCACAGUGGUUGCUUUGAAUGCCACGCCCGUAGCUUAUCCGGGCUCACCCUUGCAUCUCAAUGUGGAGUUCUGUGCCAAUCCACCGGCGCAUGCGGCACGCUGGUUGCACGGCGAUCGCGUUUUCACGCCGGGCAAUCAAUAUGGCAGUACCGUACUGGCCUACUCGGUCAAGGAUCUGCCCACGCCCUACUGCAAGGAGGCGCGGCUAACCUAUGUCAGCAUGCACGAGCGUGUGCCGCGCACUUUCUACUUUAUCGUCUCGUCGCCCGGUGGCGUUGCCGAGGCCGUGUUCAAUGUCAACUUUACGAAGCGCCACCGCCAGAUGUCCAACACCAUCGACGACGACGAGGAGGAGGAACUCAAUCGACCCGAGCAAAUUCACUUUCCGGUCUUCAGCAAUAAUACGGCGAGCGGGCGGAGCUUGGAGCUAGCCCUGGCAUUUACUCUCCUGGGCGCAACGCUGUUGCAUUCUCAUUAACUUUAAGAGUGCAUAUGAAAAAGUCAAAUGGCGCUACAGAGAGCGAGAUAGUCCGAUUGUGUGUGCGUGUGUGAAUGAGGGAGAACGAGAGAGAGACAGAGAAAGAGAGAGAGAGAAUGCUGACUAUUAACUCUUGCAAUUUAUUAUGCUAUGUACUACAUACUACCCACUAUGUCUAAGCGCAUAUAUACAUAUAUAUCCACUAUAUAUAACAUAU